GGCACUUCCGGCCACCGGCUUCAGGACUGGCUUUGAAGAGGAGCUGGUGCCAGCGUUUCUGUGUGCUGUGAGGAGAUUGCUACUACACAUAGCUGAGCUGAGAGCAUGGAUGAACUGGGUAACCACAACAUGAAUGCAGUGACCUAUGAGGAUUUACAUAUUGACUUCACUUGGGAAGAGUGGACUUUAAUGGAUCCUUCUCAGAAGAAUCUCUAUAAAGAUGUAAUGCUGGAAACCUACAGGAACCUCACUGCUAUAGGAUACAGUUGGAAAGACCAUCAUAUUGAAGAUUAUCAAAGUUCUAGAAGAUAUGAAAGGAAUGAAAGAAGUCAAACUGGAGAGAAACCUUCUAUAUAUACUCAAGGUGUUAAAACUUUUACAUAUGACACCCAUCUUCAAAGGCAUGAAAAAACUCAUACUGGAGAGAAACCCUAUAAAUGUACUCAGUGUGGUAAAGCCUUUGCACGUGCCAGUCAUCUGCAAAUGCAUGAAAUGACACAUACUGGAGAGAAACCCUAUGAAUGUAAUCUGUGUGGCAAAGCGUUUUCAUUACCCAGUUAUCUGCAAAUACAUGGAAGGAGACAUACUGGAGAGAAACCCUAUGAAUGUAAUCAGUGUGGUAAAGCCUUUGCACAUCACCAGAGUCUCCGACUACAUAAAAGAACCCACACUGGAGAGAAACCCUAUGAAUGUAAUCACUGUGGUAAAGCCUUUGCAUUCCCCAGUCACCUACAAGUGCAUGAAAGGACACAUACUGGAGUGAAACCCUAUGCAUGUAAUCACUGUUCUAAAGCCUUUGCUUCUCGCCGUGAUCUUCAAAGACAUAAAAGAAUUCAUACUGGAGAAAAACCCUAUGAAUGUAAUCAGUGUGGUAAAGCCUUUGCUCGUAACGGUACUCUUCAAAGUCAUAAAAGAACGCAUACUGGAGAAAAACCCUAUGAAUGUAAUCUGUGUGGUAAAACUUUUGCAAGUCACAGUACUCUUUAUGUGCAUAAAAGAACGCAUACUGGAGAGAAACCCCAUGAAUGUAAUCAGUGUGGUAAAGCCUUUGCAAGUCACAGUAGUCUUUAUAUGCAUAAAAGAACGCAUACUGGAGAGAAACCCCAUGAAUGUAAACUGUGUGGUAAAGCCUUUGCUUGUCACAGUGCUCUUCAAAUGCAUAAAAGAAUCCAUACUGGAGAGAAACCCUGUAAAUGUAAUCAGUGUGGUAAAGCCUUUGCUCGUUACAGUGCUCUUCAAAUGCAUAAUAGAAUCCAUACUAGAGAGAAACCCUAUGAAUGUAAUCAAUGUGGUAAAGACUUCGCACGACUCAAUCAUCUGAAAAUGCAUAAAAUGACACAUACUGGAGAGAAACCCUAUGAAUGUAAUCAGUGUGGUAAAGCAUUUUCAUUACCCAGUCAUCUGCAAAUACACGAAAGGAGACAUGCUGGACAGAAACCAUAUGAAUGUAAUCAGUGUGGUAAAGCCUUUUCAUACCCCAGUCACCUGCGAUUGCAUGAAAGGAGACAUAGUGGAGAGAAACCCUAUGAAUGUAAUCAGUGUGGUAAAGCCUUUGCACAUCACCAGAGUCUCCGACUACAUAAAAGAACCCACAAUGGAGAGAAACCCUAUGAAUGUAAUCAGUGUGGUAAAGCCUUUUCAUACCCCAGUUACCUGCAAAUGCAUGAAAGGACACAUACUGGAGAGAAACCUUAUGAAUGUAAUCAGUGUUCUAAAGCCUUUGCUCAUCGCAAUGAUCUGCAAAAGCAUAAAAGAACCCAUACUGGAGAGAAACCCCAUGUAUGUAAUCAGUGUGGUAAAGCCUUUGCUCGUAAUGGUACUCUUCAAAGUCAUAAAAGAACGCAUACUGGAGAAAAACCCUAUGAAUGCAAUCUGUGUGGUAAAACCUUUGCAAGUCAUAGUACUCUUUAUAUGCAUAAAAGAACGCAUACUGGAGAGAAACCCCAUGAAUGUAAUCAGUGUGGUAAAGCCUUUGCUCGUCACAGUGCUCUUCAAAUGCAUAAAAGAAUCCACACUGGAGAGAAACCUUAGUGUAACCAGUGUGGUAAAGACUUUGCACAGAAACCGGGCGUUCAUGGUGCACGCCUUUAAUCCCAGCACUUGGGGUGGGGAGCAGAGGCAGGCGGAUCUCUGUGAGUUCAAGGACAUCCUGGUCUAUGGAGCAAGUUCUAGGACAGCCUCCAAAAUAAUACAGAGAAACUGUGUCUCGAAAAAAAACCAAAAAAAAAAAAAAGACUUUGCACGGCCCAGUCAUUUGCAAAUGCAUGAAAUGACACAUACUGGGGAGAAGCCCUAUGAAUGUAAUCAGUGUGGUAAAGCCUUUUCAUUACCUAGUCAUCUGUAAGUACAUGAAAGGACACAUACUGGAGUGAAACCCUACGAAUGUAAUUAAUGUUCUAAAGCCUUUGCUUUUAUAACAUCUUCAAAGUUAUAAAAGAACCCAUACUGUAGAAAAACUAUGAAUGUAAUCAGUAGUCUUCAAAAAUCAUGAGAGAAUACCAUCCUGCAGAGAAACUAUAUAAAUGUCAUCAGUGUGGCAAAGUUUUGCACUUUAUACAUAAAUAAAACUUUUUGUGCGAAAUCAA
This is a messenger RNA of Mesocricetus auratus (golden hamster), 2585 nucleotides long. RefSeq names its product zinc finger protein 431. Gene Ontology annotation, molecular function: RNA polymerase II cis-regulatory region sequence-specific DNA binding; DNA-binding transcription factor activity, RNA polymerase II-specific. NCBI's taxonomy places the organism in Eukaryota, Metazoa, Chordata, Mammalia, Rodentia, Cricetidae. Gene Ontology annotation, biological process: regulation of transcription by RNA polymerase II; central nervous system development. Gene Ontology annotation, cellular component: nucleus. The record is from RefSeq and is a predicted model, not a curated record.